UGAAUUGAAUAAGUGAAAUAAGUGAUCUGAAAUGACAUUCUAACUAAAUUAAAAGUGCCCGAUAGCUGUGUUCCUGCUCCGCUGUAAAUGUGGAGGUGGUCACCAUCUCCCACUUGAUCGCGGAUGAGGAAGCAGCAGCGCGUCCCCCGGAGAGCGCCCGGUCUGUGGCUGGCUCGGCUCCCCUUUUUACGCAGCCAAAUUCAGGAACAGGAACAGCGACUAGUAACGUCAAACUGCGAGUUUUGCCAGACUCCGUGAAGUGCGCAGAAACACCGGAAACGGGACCAGAUGGUUUUUCAAUCAGCCGCCUGUUUAGGUUAAAAUCAGUUUCUUUUUGCGUGACUUUUGCGCUUCAGCCAUAAUUAAAAGAGUAAAUGGGCGUAUACGAUAAAGAUAAAUUAAGCUUGACUCAUUUCAACAUGCUUCAUCUAGUGUUGUAAGUCUUAAAUGGAGUUUUUAUUUUGAAAAUUAUAGCGGAUCGAUGUGGGUCAUCCCCCGCCGGUGCGCCGCCCUCUCCGUGUGUUCACUCCCUUCCCUCUGUGGCUCUGCGUUGACGGCUGCGCUCUGCUCAGUCUGCCGCUGCACAUCCACCGCGGAGCCACCACGCCGCUGAGGCGGACUGAUCGUAGCUGAGCUCGGCCAGCGGUGCUGGGUCAAAGCGCUGCUGCUGCAGGAGGAGGAGGAGGAGGGAGGGGAGCGGCAGCACACUUCUCUUCUUUCCCCCUCCUGAAACCGUGCACAGCUUCAAGGAUUCAGGACAUCAUCACCUCAUCGCGUCCUGGAAUAGUUUUUUUGCUGUUUUCUGUCUAUUUCUUUUUCCUUUUUCUUUUCUUUUUUUUCUAAUUUUUGUGCUCUAAGAAGACGCACAAAGUUGCAGCUGCAGAGGCGCACUUUUCUCCGAGGCUCUUCUCCUCCUUUCUGCGCUCAUAAAUCCGACAUGGAAGAUGGUCCGUCUUCAACAAGCUGUUUCAGAAGGUUAACGGACUGUUUCCUGGGUGCAAAACACGAUGGAAGCGAGAAGGCCAGUACAAGUGAGAGGAAAGAAAGUCAGGAAGCAGGCUUGACAGAUGAGAAAGUGAAGGCCUACCUCUCGCUGCACCCGCAGAUGCUGGACGAAUUUGUGUUGGAGAGCGUGAGUGCUGAGACGUUGGACAGAUGGCUGAAGAGGAAGACCAGCAGCAGGCCUGCAGAUGACACAUCAACUAAAGAAGUCAGCAGGCAGUACCAGGACACAAACAUGCAGGGUGUGGUGUAUGAACUGAACAGCUUCAUGGAGCAGCGGCUGGACACUGGAGGAGACAACAAACUCCUGCUCUAUGAGUUGUCCAACAUAAUCAAAACAGCAACAAAAGCUGAUAGUUUUGCACUUUAUUUCUUGGGAGAAUGCAACAAUAGUUUAUGUUUAUACACUCCAAGGGGGGCCAAGGAUGGCCGUCCAAGCCUCGUCCCGUCUGGCCCCAUCUCAUACGGGACAACCAUUGCCGCUUACGUUGCCAAGACUCGCAAAACACUGCUAGUGGAGGACAUCAUGGGGGACGAGCGAUUUCCAGACGGCACAGGGCAGGACUCAGGGAUCCAUGUUCACUCUGUCCUGUGUCUCCCCGUCCUCACUGCCAUUGGGGACCUCAUCGCCAUCCUGGAGCUGCAUCGGCACUGGGGCAGGGAGCCUUUCAACCUAAGACACCAAGAGGUUGCAACAGCAAAUUUAGCUUGGGCAUCUGUUGCCAUUCAUCAAGUACAGAUGUGCAGAGGCCUUGCCAAACAGACUGAGCUUAAUGACUUCCUACUAGAUGUGUCAAAAACAUACUUUGAUAACAUUGUGGCAAUAGAUUCUCUACUUGAACAUAUUAUGAUAUAUGCAAAAAACCUGGUGAAUGCAGACAGAUGUGCGCUCUUCCAGGUAGAUCACAGCAACAAAGAACUGUACUCUGACCUGUUCGACAUCGGGGAGGAGAAGGAAGGCAAACCUGUGUUUAGGAAAACAAAAGAAAUAAGGUUUUCCAUAGACAAAGGAAUAGCUGGCCAAGUAGCUCGGACAGGGGAAGUCUUAAAUAUCCCAGAUGCCUAUGCAGACCCACGGUUCAACCGAGAGGUAGACCUCAAAACUGGCUACACCACGCGGAACAUCCUGUGCAUGCCCAUUGUGAGCAGGGGGACUGUUAUCGGCGUGGUGCAGAUGGUGAACAAGCUAAGCGGAAGUGCCUUCACUAAAACCGAUGAGAACAACUUUAAGAUGUUUGCUGUCUUUUGUGCUCUGGCCUUACACUGUGCAAAUAUGUACCACAGGAUCCGGCACUCUGAAUGCAUCUACAGAGUGACGAUGGAAAAGCUGUCCUAUCACAGCAUCUGCACAUCAGAGGAGUGGAAGACCCUCAGCCAGCUCAACCUUCCUGAACCCAUUUACAAAGAAAUUGAAACGUUCCAGUUUGACAUCAGUCCCUUUGAGGAGAUCUGGCCGGCCGUCUUCAUCUACAUGGUUCACAGCUCCUGUGGAAAGUCCAGCUUUGAGCUGGAGAAGCUCUGCAGAUUCACCAUGUCGGUACGGAAAAACUACCGCCGUGUGCCCUACCACAACUGGAAGCACGCGGUCACAGUGGCGCACUGCAUGUUCGCCAUCCUGCAAAAAACCACGGGGAUCUUCACUGAGCUAGAGAAGAAGGGUUUGUUGGUAGCCUGUCUGUGUCACGACCUGGACCAUCGAGGUUACAGCAACACAUACCUGCAGAAGUUUGACCAUCCACUGGCUGCUCUGUACUCCACCUCCACCAUGGAGCAGCACCACUUCUCCCAGACUGUCUCCAUCCUGCAGCUGGAAGGGCACAAUAUUUUCUCCAACCUGAAUUCCAGCGAGUACGAGCAGGUGCUGGAGAUCAUCCGGAAGGCCAUCAUCGCCACCGACCUCGCCCUCUACUUCAACAACCACCAGCAGCUGACGGAGCUCCUGACCACCGGCGGCUUGGACCUGAACAACCAUUCGCACAGGGACCGUGUGAUUGGUCUGAUGAUGACAGCAUGUGACCUGUGUUCUGUUACCAAGCGGUGGCAAGUCACACGACUCACAGCUAACGACAUCUAUGCUGAGUUCUGGGCUGAGGGAGAUGAAAUGAAGAAGAUCGGAAUUCAGCCGAUCCCUAUGAUGGACAGAGACAAGAAGGACGAGGUUCCCCAGGGCCAAGUGGGAUUCUACAACAGUGUGGCAAUUCCAUGCUACACGACACUUACGGAGCUUUUCCCUCCAUCUAGUCCACUCCUAAAUGCCUGCAAGGAGAACCUGAAUCAUUGGGAGCAGAUAGUUCGGGGGGAGGAGGAGGACGUUCUGCCCAGCCGGCCCAGUGAAUCAGGCCCCGUCAAGGUGGACAACUGACUACCAAAGGGGUCUCUGACCCAACAAAGAAACAUGCGAAGUGAAUCCUGCCACGGCCCUAGACAUUUAACGACGGGGUGAAGGAGACGGGGAGGCACCACGGCCUGCGUCUGCAGGAGUUUGACACGCUGAAAGCGGCUUGACUUUUGAAAAACACACAGUUACCUCAUCGGGUGACGGAGGUGUCCACACUGACGGUUUCACCGAUCCCAGAGACUGACAGACAUCGGUCGGGGAGGGAUCUCAGCCCAUCACCCUGCGUCUUCUCAGCUUGGGAAACUAUUUGAUAGAACGGCCUUUGAGUCAUUUCCUGUAUUUUAUUUUUGGUUUUUGUUAUUGUUUUAAUUAUUAUUAUUUUUGGCUUUUUCUUGUCGUUUUCCUUAAUUUGAACUUGUUCCUGUUAUGGUCUUGUAUUUGAAGAGGCCUUACUCUAGACCUUCAACAGGCUAGGAUAUGUGAAUUUUGCUUUUCAGUUCAGGCUCCUUUGAGAUGGUACUGUUUGCCUUCUGUGUUGAGUUUAUUGCACGUGCACUACUUCAGCAAGUUAUUCCCAGAGACAGAAGGAAUGUGUAGAGCAGAUGUCUGGUGUAGCGACACCUUAUUGAGAAGGCGGACAUUAGAAUGUGUUUGCAAUUACUUUCUUUUUUUUUUUUCUUUUUUAGCAAAUAUCCUUUGCAGUACUUGAAUAAACACAGCCUGUUCUAUGUGGAGAUUGCAGAAAUCCCCCUAGAAACAUGGAUGAACUGUGAUGUUGACGUUGGUGAACAGUCAUGAGAGAGUCACAUUGUUUAAAGUGUGAGGUGGUCCCUGCAGCUCCUCACCCCUCAGCAUUUAGGAACCAGCUGCAUCAACAUCUUUCUGAUCACCAGGAUCCAAACCCUGUUCGUUUAUUUUAAGCCAAGACUGCAUAAUCAGUAAUUUGUACUCCCUUCUCCUUUACCGCAUUAUAAAUUGCACUUGUGUUCAAAGUAAAAGCAGUGUGUUUAAAAAAAAAAAAAAAAAAGGAGACUGACGCUCUAAAUUUCUUUUAAUAGCUUUUUUCCCCCUCCAUACAUACAAAUUCAUUGGGAACAUGGUGUAUUUAAUUUAGAAUCAAAAUAUGCAGAAAAACGUACCAAAUUUAGAAUCAUUCUACGGAAACAGACGGAAAGAAGAUCCUUUAAAACAAAAUAUUUUCUCUAUUAUCCUUUUAUAGAUUGAACACGCUUAAAGGUUUAGAUUUUUCUGAUACUUAGCUGCGCUUCCAUUGUUUCUGAAAACUCCUUCACAUCUGCGUAUGUUGCAUGGAGCCGACCCACUUCUACCACCUGUGAACAGGUACUCCAAUCAGGCCGCAUUCCUCAGUUUUGCACAUUUGAUGUCACUCAAUGAGUUUUCCAUCAGAUGAAGUUCCCGGGUUUUGGACUGUUGGUUAGAAAUCCAAAUGCUGCCCAGUUAGAACUGCUUCUGGAGUUAUUGUUUUGUUGACUUUUUACCUCCUGGAUUUAUUUAAAUUGCAAACUAAUUGUAAAAAAAAAUAUGAAAUUCUGGCAUUUGUGUCAAAGAGAUUCUAAAUUAGAGAUUAUUCAUUUGAAUGUAGUCUUUGCAAUAGAUUGAAAUGUUUUUAAUAUGCAGAUUAGUAGCCUGGUAAAAGCUGGCUGGAGGCGUGGAAUCCGUCUUUAAAUUUUACCCAAUUGCUAACGUUUGCCGGUUCUAUGCAAUGAAGCUUACCAGAAAUUACCUGCAAAUUAUCUUCUUACCUGCAAGAGAGAAGGGCCAAUCCGAACGAAGCGGCUUUUAAAUGUUAAUUUAAUAUUUGGAAGCGUGACCAAAACGGACUGGACAACUUUGUUCCUCCGCUGCCAUUGCUACAACUACAGGCAGACUGCAAUUCUGGCCUCAAGAUGGCCUCAGUAGCCAUCUUGUAGUUGUUCUCACGGGUAACGGACGGCUUUUUAGAUCACACUGGAGCUGAUCAGUCGGCUUGCUCAUGAAUCGUGGCUUUUUUGGCUUUUCUUUGAUGCCUUGGACUGGUAGUUUCCCCAUUUUUAACCAUAUUUCUUGUUUUGGUUUCAAUUUUAAAACAGUUGAGAAAACGUUUUAGCCAAACAGCUUGUCGUUUUCUAUGCCUUUCUGUUUUCCCUUCUCCUGUUGACUUUUUCAUCAAACUGUGUCGUUCUUAAUUUUUGGAAGUUCUUGAAUGAUCACACUUCUUUACACUCAUUUUAUUUUGAACAUGUCAUCAAACACAAUGCAUGUCUGUUGAUGUUGUUGCUCUCCUACAUCCACUACGGCAUUAUUUGCCAUGUAGAAAUAUGAUUUCUACCAGAAACAAGGAGAGAUCUCAUUAAGGGAUAAUGUACUGCUGUUAUUUUGAACACAACUGUAUUUCACCUCAGAAAGCACAUAAACAACCGUUCUAUUCUUUUAAAUGGACAUGCAGGAAUAACACCAAACGAUCACAAACACCAUUAAAGGCUUCCUAUGAUUUCAACGAA
Molecule: messenger RNA, 5841 nt
Organism: Poecilia latipinna (sailfin molly)
Lineage: Eukaryota; Metazoa; Chordata; Actinopteri; Cyprinodontiformes; Poeciliidae
Gene: pde10a
Product: phosphodiesterase 10A
Exons: 23
Coding region: 938-3364 (808 amino acids)
Biological process (GO): signal transduction
Molecular function (GO): 3',5'-cyclic-nucleotide phosphodiesterase activity; protein binding
Source: RefSeq, a predicted model, not a curated record